Messenger RNA from Tarenaya hassleriana, 988 nucleotides. Its product is annotated as thylakoid lumenal 16.5 kDa protein, chloroplastic. Gene Ontology annotation, biological process: photosystem II repair. The transcript is spliced from 5 exons. The record is from RefSeq and is a predicted model, not a curated record. The coding region runs from base 100 to 777 and encodes 225 amino acids. NCBI's taxonomy places the organism in Eukaryota, Viridiplantae, Streptophyta, Magnoliopsida, Brassicales, Cleomaceae.
GACGAAAACAACACAACAAUCCACCGAGACCUUAUCACCACCAUCGUCUUCUUCCCACCGAGAGAGAGAGAGAGAGAGUUUGCAGACGGCCCGAGAAAAAUGGCGAAGACGCUGAUCUCUUCAACCCUAAACCCAUUUCUCUCUUCUUCUUCCUCUGCUUCGUCGUCGUCGAGAACCCAAGUCACCAUUCUCAAGGCCUUCUCCAAGAACAACGGCAUCCACACAUCGUUGUCUGUUUUUCCGUCCAUGCUCUGCGACAGAAGGGAACUGUCUCUAGGGUUUAUGAGCAGUCUCGUGGUGGGUUUUCUCGCGGGCGGUGACAGAAGAAAUCGCGACGCCAACGCGGCGAUUCUAGAGGCCGAUGACGACGAGGAGUUGCUGGAGAGAGUGAAGCAAGAUCGGAAGAAGAGGAUCGAGAGGCAAGGAGUUAUCAAUUCUUCAGUCAAGGAAAAGGGAUAUUUGCAGGAUCUGGUUUACAAGUUGAGCAAAGUCGGUCAAGCCAUCGACAACGACGAUCUCUCGGCUGCGGGUUCUGUUCUGGGGGGAAGCACCGAUACCGAAUGGGUGAAAAUGGUGAACACGGCUUUCACAAAGUUGAGUUCGAGCCCGGAAGAGAAGACGCAGGUGGAAACGUUUAAUUCAUCGCUAGCCUCUUUGAUCUCUUCAGUGAACAAGAACGACAUAGAGUCCUCCAAGCAAGCGUUUGUGUCAUCGGCCGACGCGUUCGAGAAAUGGACGGCGAUGACGGGACUCCUCGAACAGCUCCGAGGUCUCUGAAACGCCGUCUCGGGAGAGAAUUUCCGACGAUCCGAUGUCGGAAUCCCGCUGUUGUUCCCAUGUCUUAGCAUAUCUCUGAUUUUGCCAUUCUUUGUACAUUUCGUUUUUUACAUUAGCUCUGCAUCAAGCAAAUGGUUAACAUCAAAGAUACAUGUGUCAUAUUUUUACAGUGUUGAUUUUAUUAAGAAAGAGAAAUCAAUUGCUUUGGUAA